AUGUUCACUCGACGUGUUCUUCAAUACGCUGCUCGUCGUUCUAUUUCUACUUCUCCUACUAAAGAAGCAUUUCUUGAACAUGUAGAAGGCGGUAUUUCUGUUCUGAAUUUAAAUCGUCCAUCAUCCCGAAAUGCAUUGUCUGUGAAUUUGGUUAAUGAAUUUAGAGAAGCCUUGACGAGUGUUCGAUUUUCAAAUGAGUCUCGUGUAUUGAUUAUCAAAAGUGCUGUUCCUGGCGCUUUUUGUUCUGGUGCAGAUUUGAAGGAACGCGCUACCAUGACUCCUUUACAAGUGACUCAAUUUUUAUAUAACUUGAGGCAGGCUUAUAGAGAACUAGAGACACUCCCAAUUCCAACAAUUGCAGCUAUUGAUGGUCCUGCUUUUGGUGGUGGAUUAGAAAUGACAUUGUCUUGCGAUCUCCGUAUAGCAGGUCCUAAUGCUAAGAUGGGGUUGACCGAAACAAAGUUGGCCAUCAUUCCAGGUGCAGGAGGAACUCAAAGACUGCCUCGACUUAUUGGCAUUCCUAAAGCCAAGGAAUUGAUCUUUACAGGUGAAAUCAUGGAUGCUAACAAAGCAAAAGAAUAUGGCGUGGUCAAUCAUUCUGCAGAAGAUAGCGCAUUUGAAAAAUCAAUGGAGAUUGCCAAAUCUAUUUUGCCUCAAGGCCCUAUUGCUAUUAAGAUGGCCAAAUUAGCUAUUGAUCGUGGUGCGCACUUGGACAUGGAUUCUGGAUUAGAAGUAGAGCAGUCUUAUUAUGCUCAGGUGAUCCCAACCGAAGACAGGUUAGAAGGUCUCAAAGCCUUCAAAGAAAAAAGAAACCCCGUAUAUAAGGGGCGUUAA
Gilbertella persicaria is the source of this 834-nucleotide messenger RNA. RefSeq names its product ClpP/crotonase-like domain-containing protein. Gene Ontology annotation, biological process: fatty acid beta-oxidation. The record is from RefSeq and is a predicted model, not a curated record. NCBI's taxonomy places the organism in Eukaryota, Fungi, Mucoromycota, Mucoromycetes, Mucorales, Choanephoraceae. Gene Ontology annotation, cellular component: mitochondrion. Gene Ontology annotation, molecular function: enoyl-CoA hydratase activity. The coding region runs from base 1 to 834 and encodes 277 amino acids. The transcript is spliced from 7 exons.